Daucus carota subsp. sativus is the source of this 1681-nucleotide messenger RNA. Its product is annotated as zinc finger CCCH domain-containing protein 3. The record is from RefSeq and is a predicted model, not a curated record. The transcript is spliced from 7 exons. The coding region runs from base 132 to 1391 and encodes 419 amino acids. Gene Ontology annotation, molecular function: metal ion binding; mRNA binding. NCBI's taxonomy places the organism in Eukaryota, Viridiplantae, Streptophyta, Magnoliopsida, Apiales, Apiaceae.
UUGAAUUCUCUCUAUUAUAUUAUUAUUAUAUACCCAUAUUCACCUCUUUUUCUCCCCUCUUUUUUUUUAUUUACACGCACUAAAAACACACACAUAAAAGAAGUUAAUUUUUGGGUUCUUGGUGGGCUUCGAUGCCUGAUAAUCGCCAGGUUAAGAGGAAUGUUGGUGUCUCCAAUUCUGCCAAUCCCUCUCAUAUUCAAGAGGGUUUAAGGAGGCUGAGAAUACAGCCUGAUGAGAAAGAUGAUGGUGGAGGUGGUGGUGGUGGUGGUGGUAAUGAUACAAGUAUGUAUCCGGAUCGUCCGGGGGAACCCGAUUGCAUAUAUUACCUGAGAACUGGAAUGUGUGGUUACGGGGCUGAUUGUCGAUUCAAUCAUCCUUCGAAUUUAGGGUUGCAGAUUGGUCAGUAUGGAACUGAACUGCCACAGAGAGUUGGACAACCUGAUUGUGGGUACUUUCUGAAGACAGGUACCUGCAAAUAUGGAGCAUCAUGCAAGUAUCAUCAUCCACGGGAUAGGCAUGGUGCAGGACCACUUGUACUGAAUACUUUGGGGCUUCCUAUGCGUCAGGACGAGAAUCCAUGCCCCUAUUACAUGCGUAAUGGAGCUUGCAAGUUUGGAAUCGGGUGUAAAUUCCAUCAUCCUCAGCCUGAUUCUGCAGUACCUACUGGACCUGCUGUGUAUGGAUCUACUGCUUCCUGGUCGUCACCGAAAUCAACAUACAUAUCUGCUCCUCGAUCAGGGUCCCAGACCUACAUGCCAGUCAUAUAUCCACCCUCUCAAAGCAUGGCAUCUGCACCAGAAUGGAAUACUUAUAUGAGUAAUUUGAGCCCUGCACCAUCCAAUUUUUAUGGCGAGUCAGGAUUCCGUGGAGCCGUACCUCUUUCAUCAGCAGGAGUUUCUAGCCUGCCUGAGAGACCUGAUCAGCCAGAAUGCCGAUACUUCAUGAAUACGGGAAGCUGCAAAUAUGGAUCGGAUUGCAAGUACAACCACCCGAGAGAAAAGAUUGCACAACUAACAGCUAGUUCUUUAGGCCCACUUGGCCUUCCUUUAAGACCUGGGCAAGCUGUAUGCUUAUAUUACAGUAGGUAUGGACUUUGCAAGUUUGGUCCGACCUGUAAAUUUGAUCAUCCUUUGGUGGGAUAUUCAUAUAAUUAUGGGAUGAACCUCCCUACCUUGUCUAUACAUCCAACGAACUUUCCUUACCAAAAAAAUACGUCAACGGUUCAUUCAUUGGAGUCAUCUCCCUCGAAGUCUCCAAAACAUCCCGACUGGUCAGGUAAACAAGAAGCUGCAAACAACAAUAACUCUAAUGCUAACACCCGUGAAGAUUCUCCAGAGAAAGCCGGGUCUCCCUCAGCGAAGGCAGAGGUUCCAGAAGCUCCCUUAAACUGAGAAUCUCCCCCCACCCCCACUUUUUUGUUCGACACUGAGCUGUUACUUGUAUGUGAACGGAAGUUUGGUAUACGCGGUACCCCCUUUUACCUGAUUAAUUAUUUGGGGGCGUAAUUGUUACUAGGAGUUACUUGCAAAGGAUCAAAACUAGGGGAUUUCGGAUGCUUUUCUAUGUAGUGAAUAACACUCAAAAGUACUGUUGCUUUUAAAUUAUGUUUACUUUGAUUUAAAUUUCAACAAUGUUAUUCCUCUUCCUUUGAAGAUCAUAUAUACUAGUAGUAAGUUUAAUA